GUCUUUGCCCAAAUACAUCAUGCUGUCGCGACCAACUUGGAGAAUUGUAAUGUUUCCUUCUGUGGGUUCAUUGUAGGCCUUUGAGCGCCACAGCAGCGAUGGAUGUUGAUAAAAUACGAGCUGUUGCUGCAUCAAUACGGAGCGUCGAUGAAGCAAUUCGCUCGUCAAUAGCGGCGAGCACAGCGGGCGCUAUCGCCAGCUUUCCGCGGAAGGAGGCGCAGAAAACAAGGAGCUCUGAAUCACCCGCAAGGCGGGCAGCAGCGCCACCGCCUGCAGGCUCCGCGGCCAGCCGCUCUCCGGGUGCCGGGAAGGCUGGCGGGCGCGGGGCGGCACUCGCUGCUGCUGCCGGACCGGGCGCUGCGCCUGCAGCAGGCAGCGCCGCGGCCGGCGGCCGGCGCCGAGUCAGCGGUGCCUCAGCAGAUGGAGCUGGCCUGGGGCUGGGUGGCAGCGAGGGCCGGCUCACACACGAGCGGCUGCAGCAAUACGCGGCCGCACACGCGGCGCUGACUGCGCCGUCGCGGCCGGCCGGCCCGCGCAGUGUGGGGGUGGGCGGUGCGGCGGCGCAACAGCUGCGCAAAAGGGCCGUGGCGGGGCUGGUGUCGCCUGCAGCCGCGGGGCUGCUACCCUCGCCGCCACCACCGCAGGCAUAUUCCUCCGUCGCCGGUGGGCCCUACGCUGGUGUGCCGCUCCUGACCCGGUCCGUGUCUGCGGCGGCACCGCUGGCAGCAGCAGCAGCAACAGCGGCAGUGGCGGCCGCAGCGGCCACCGGUGCCCAACGCUAUGCACUUACCACACCGGGCAUGGCUGCGGCUGGUCCGGGCGGGGGCCGGCCAGGGACGUCAUCGAGGCGGCCGGCGUUGCCGCGUGUGCUGCACCUGCGCAGUAGCUACCCGCCCCCGCAGCACGUGCCUCUGCAGGGGCAGCACGGGCGUGCAUGGGGCCCAGGACUUGCGCCCGGACCGCCGCCGCCGCACGGCGCCCCGCCCCCCGAGCGUGCGUUUGGUCCACGGGCGGCGGAAUACCCCUCCCGCGCCGCCGGCCCCGGCCCCGGCCCCGCUGCGGGCUCUGUGGCGGGUGAGCCGCAGCGGCUGGCGGCCCGCGGCCUGGCGCCCCACGUGUCGCAGCCCUCCCCCGUGCAGGCCCGCACACCGCCGCGACCCCUCCAGAGCCAUCCACAGCACGGGGGCCAGACUGCGGGACAGCAGAACCCGCAUCAGCACCAGCAACCGCACCAGCACCAGCACCAGCAUCCGCCGCAGUUCCCCUACAUGGCGGCAGCGGCGGCAGCGGCAGCUAUGGGAGACCAACCACCGCCGCUACCGGACGUAGACGCCGGCGCAGCUGCAGGGUCUUACUACCCGGCGCCUGCCGAGUACCAGCACCCGCACCCGCACCCGCACCCGCUCCAGCUGCAACAGCCGCACCAGGCAGAUCCAUCCCACUCGCUACUUCCGCAGCCGCCCUCCCAACCACCGCCAGCACCACCACAACCGACUGCUGCUGCAAACCAUGGCGGCACCCAGGGCCCGGGCGGGCGGGUGGUGGUGGUGGUGGGCUUGCGCGACGUGGCGCCGGACAAGCUGCCGGGCGGGCCGGGGGCGGUGUGGGGUCGGCACCAGGCCCACAUGCGGGGGGCGGGGGGCGGCCCGGAGGGGGAGGAGGACGAGGACGACGACGCGGGCACACACGCCAGCUGGUGGCUGAGCGGCGGCGACAGUGAGGCCAGCUACCCCAUGACGGCGGUGACGGACCGGCACGUGCGGGUCCCCGCUGGCGGCGGCGGUGGCGGCGAGGAGGAGCUGACUCCCAGUGAGGCGGCGGCGUGGCAGGCGCGGGUGCAGGAGCUGGAGGCGGAGAUGCUGGCUGAGCGGGAGGCCAGGCGGCAGUAUGAGGCCGAGCUCAGCCGCCUGGCCGCAGCAGCCGGCAUCAGGCCCGGACAGCUGCUACGGCUGGCGGGCGGCAGUAGCAGCCUGGCAGCCAAGUCCCGCACCGCGGCGGGCCUGAGGGCGGCUGUAGCAGCGGCGGCGGCGUCGGUGGCGGGCGGCGGCGGGCGUAGCGCGGCCAUGGCAGCAGCAGCUGCUGCGGCAGCGGGGGUAUCAGGGCAGCCGGGUCUGGGCGGCUCGUCGCCGGCUCGGGGAGCGGGGUCGGGGUCGGGGCGGGCGGGGGCCGGUAGUCGUGUGAUGGCUACCGCCCGAGCGCUGGCGGGUGUGGGCAGCAGCCCCGUGCGGUGAGAGCACCAAUACCGGUGGCCUGAUGGAGGUGGCGGCGUGGCCUGAGUGCGCGGCUGGCGGUUGUUGUGUAUCGUGUGCGUGACGCAGGGAUUGCAAGUUCUGAGACGCGUGUCCUGCUGUGCACAGACAGUCACGGGGGGGACAGCGUGGUGCGUCGAGAUGGGCAAGUUCGGUUGGUUCGUUGUGUUCGAGUUAUGCUACGAAAUUCCCAGUACUUCAGCACUUGUUUCACCAAUUGCAGUGAAGAAUUUAUAGAAGUGUUCCACUUGACGUCUCGACCUUCGCUCGUUAAAACAAAAUGCUGAACAUGCGCGUCGCCCCCACGUCGGUCGCCUCCAAGCCGGUUGCGCCUGCACCAGUUGCUGCCACCACAACGCGUCGCUCUCUGGCUCUCGGCGGGCUAUUGUUGCUUCUGGCCCCAGCCCAAGCACAGGCCUACGGUGGUCGCAAGCAGCUGGAGUCCAUGGAUGCAGGCGCCGGCAACCCGCGUUAUGCGGCCCUAGCCAAGAUCGUGGAGGCUCGCAAGGCGGGUGUGGAGGCGCCUGAGGCGGGGCCCAUGGACGCGGUUAAGGAGGCGCCGAAGAAGCGCGCCAUGAAGAAGACCUUCACGUAGAGAGGAGGGCUAUGUGUGUGUGAGAACUGUGGUUGUGUAUACCGUGUGCUUAGACAGACUAUAGAUAGACAGCUAGACAGGUGUGACGUGGAAGUUAAUCAGGGCGUUGGCGCCUUGGCGGGUUACUGCAGGUCGUGUGAAAUGGAGCAGCAACAGGGAUCACGCGCGCAGAAAAGCUAGUUCAAGGUUUGAAGACUGAGGACAAAGGAGAGGCGGGUGUGGGCAGUGGCCAGAGCAAUCGUUGCGGCAGCAGCAAGCCACCGUGUUGGCCAUGUUACCAUGCAGUCCGUGGGGCAGUGACCCACACGGCGGGGUCGGGGCUGGUGUAGCAGCUCCCGGCCGCGACUCACAUCAAGGGCUGAGGCACCUCCGCACUGCUGCCUGUGUAACAUAUGGAACUG
Messenger RNA from Chlamydomonas reinhardtii, 3245 nucleotides. RefSeq lists its product as uncharacterized. The transcript has 5 exons. Bases 99 to 2231 code for a protein of 710 amino acids. NCBI's taxonomy places the organism in Eukaryota, Viridiplantae, Chlorophyta, Chlorophyceae, Chlamydomonadales, Chlamydomonadaceae. The record is from RefSeq and is a predicted model, not a curated record.